GGUAGGUUGUAGGCAUAAGCAGUAGCCCACAUGGAGGGGUGCCACCGGCGGCGGCAUGAUGGUCCUCCUAUCCCGGCGCAGGGUGUGGCCGUCGACUUCGCCGCCGCCGGCGACCUACGGGAACUACAGGUAGAUAUUGGUGGCGUGAUCAUGCAAGCAAGCAAGGCAGCAGCUAGGAUACAAACACGCAGAUGAUGCUCGUCAAGCACGGUGGCGUCCGCGUCGUGUCCCGGCGCACGGUGCGCCCGUUCACGCCGCCGCCGAUGGUGAACGGCAACAGCUGCCAUCCGGCUAAGGAGGAGGUCGAGGUGAUCCACUUGACGCCGUGGGACCUACGCCUGAUCAGCAUCGACUACAUCCAGAAGGGCAUCCUCUUGCCCAAGCCUCCGGUCUCCGGCGACGUCCUCGUCAACGCCCUCGAGUCAUCGUUCUCGCGUGCCCUCGAGCGGUUCUACCCGUUCGCCGGCCGGCUUGCCUCCGAGGAGCGCGGCGAUGGGACCAUGUCCGUGUUCUUGCGGUGCACCAGCGAAGGCGCCGAGUUCGUGCACGCCGUGGCGCCAGAGGUCGCCGUCGCGGACAUCGUCUCCUCGCUGUACACGCCACCGGCAGUUUGGGCGUUCUAUUCGAAUUCGUUCGACCAGGUUCUCGGCGCCGACGCCGCCAUCAAGUCCCUCCCUUUGGUGUCCGUGCAGGUCACCGAGCUCGCCGACGGCACCGCAUUCUGGCACUUCCUCAACACCUGGUCGGAGAUCCACCGACGAGCCGGAGGCGGCGUUGGCGUCAGCGACGACGACCUGCGCGAUCUCUCGACGCCGCCGCCGGUGCUCCAGCGAUGGUUCGUCGAGACCUGCCCCGUGCCCAUCCCCAUGCCAUUCAGCAAGCUUGAGCACAUCGUGAAGAAGUUCGAGCGAACGGCCGUGCAAGAAUGCUUCUUCACCUUCUCCGCCGCGAGCGUCAAGAAGCUCAAGGCUCAGGCGAACGCCGAGAUCGCCGGCACGGACACUGCCGCCGCCACCAUCUCCUCGCUCCAGGCCGUCCUCGCCCACCUCUGGCGCGCCGUGUGCCGAGCCCGUCGCCUCCCUCGAGAACAGGUCACGUUCUACUCCGUCGUCGUCGGAUGCCGGGGCCGCGUCAACGGCAUACCGCCGGGAUACGUCGGCAACGCCAUGGUGUUCGGCAAGGCGGUGGCCACCGCCGGCGAGAUCGAUGACAAGGGUCUGGGCUGGACGGCGUGGUUGCUGAACCGCGCCGUGGCCUCGUUCGACGAGGCAAGCAUGAGGGAGUCGCUGGAGUCGUGGGUCCGGAACCCGGACUUCACGUACAUGGGCAACCUGUCCUCCGCCGGCACGGCGCUGGUCACCGGAAGCUCGCCGAGGUUCGACGUGUUCGGCAAUGACUUAGCAAAUAUUUAUUGUAGCAACACAUGAUGAAAUGGACUAAUUAGGCUUAAUAGAUUUGUCUCGCCCGUUUAGCCUCCACUUAUGUAAUGAUUUUUGUAAAUAGUUUACGUUUAAUACUUCUAAUUAGUAUCUAAACAUUCGAUACGACGGGUGCUAAAAAUUAGUUAUAGAAACCGAACACCACUUUUCCGGUACGGAGGGAGUA
This is a messenger RNA of Setaria italica (foxtail millet), 1605 nucleotides long. RefSeq lists its product as uncharacterized. The record is from RefSeq and is a predicted model, not a curated record. The transcript has 2 exons. NCBI's taxonomy places the organism in Eukaryota, Viridiplantae, Streptophyta, Magnoliopsida, Poales, Poaceae. Bases 192 to 1427 code for a protein of 411 amino acids.